This is a messenger RNA of Cicer arietinum (chickpea), 1373 nucleotides long. Its product is annotated as aspartic proteinase 36. Gene Ontology annotation, biological process: proteolysis. The record is from RefSeq and is a predicted model, not a curated record. Lineage: Eukaryota; Viridiplantae; Streptophyta; Magnoliopsida; Fabales; Fabaceae. Gene Ontology annotation, molecular function: aspartic-type endopeptidase activity.
UCAAAGCGGCCUAAUAUCUAUAUUGACAAAGGCUAACAAACUAUGGGUGACCGAAACCCGUUGACCCGAUUGUACCAUUUCAUUAGGGAUUCUUACGAACUACCAUAGGCGGCGACUGCGGCAAAGAAAUAGAAACCGUCUUUGUAUGGCUGAGUACGGCACCGACCUUGCAUGGCCGAGUACUCUAACACACGGCGACGUACUGACACUCCCUCCAGUUCUGUUGCUUUCCACGUUACAUCUCCACUCACAUGGGGAUCUACUUUCACUUUCACUGAGUUAUUUUAAAGACCAAAGUUACUAAUAUGCUGAGGUGCAAAGUGAAGGGUGAGCGGUCAAUGACUACCUCCCUUUAAAUCGGGUUGUGCCACUCAACCACCGUGUUGACAUGGAGACAUUGAGAGUUCACGACAGAACUCGCAACUCACAAAUAUUAGCCGCUGUCAAUUUCCCCGUCCAAGGCAAAGGCAACUCCGUGGUUGGGAUGUAUACAACAAUAGUGAAGUUGGGAUCACCACCAAGGGAUUAUACUGUUAUGAUUGAUACAGGGAGUGACCUUCUGUGGGUUAGUUGCAGUUCUUGCGAUAAUUGCCCUCAAUCUAGUGGGCUUGGGUUUAAACUAAAUUUCUUUGACAUGGUCGGUUCAUCCACGGCUGCGUCGAUUCUUUGCUCGGACCGCCUAUGCCCUAUUGGGGUUCAAGGUGCGGUUGUUCGAUGCCCUCCUCCUACUAAACAGUGCGGAUACACCUAUGGGUAUGUAGAUAAUAGUACUACCUCGGGUGUUUACGUCAUCGAUGAAAUGCAUUAUGAUAUGAUCCUCGGACAGUCCUCUCAUUCCGGUGUUAACACUUCAGGCACUGUGUUUUUUGGGUGUAGUACCCAUCAAGAUGGAGGUUUGACUGAGACAUCAAGAGCGAUUGACGGAAUCUUUGGGUUUGGCCCUGGUCCUCUGUCUGUUGUAUCGCAACUGUCAGCACGAGGAACCAUACCCAGAGCUUUCUCUCAUUGCUUGAAAGGAGAUGGAAAUGGAGGAGGCAUUUUAGUUCUUGGUGCCGUUGUAGAGCCAAGUAUUGUGUACAGUCCCCUUGUCCCACCAUCACAGCAACAUUACUACUUGAAGCUUGAGAGUGUUGCUGUCAAUGGACUUCCCCUCUCAAUUAACCCAGAUGCAUUUGCAUCAACAAAAUAUGCCGAUAGAGGAACUACUAUUGACAGUGGUACAGCAUUGGCGUAUCUUGUUCAAGCAGUCUACGAUCCUCUUAUCGCUGCAGUAAGAUUUCUUGUACCUAGCCGAAUACAUUGAAAUGUAGAAUUUUGUUGGGAUAUUAUUUUGCUUGGCUUUUCUAUGAUGAGUAGUUUUGCUUUGUGAGAAA